AUGCAUCAAGCUCUGUGCAUUGCCGAAAUUCUAGACCAGAUCAGCUGGCACACUAAUCGCGGUUCACUUCCUGGCCUUGCAUUGACGUGUCGCACGUUUGAAGGUCCAGCACUUGACACCUUAUGGAGGAAUUUGCCAUCGCUAGAGCCGCUGGUCAAAUGUAUACCAAUGCAUAUCUGGGGCUUCAGUUUCCGAGGAGAAGUGAUACUGCUCAGGCCCAUCGAUACCAAGGCCUGGGCCACUUUUCGCAAAUACGCAUCCCGCGUGCACUCGAUCACACAAUCUGGAGAUCCAUCGCCCAUUAUUGAACAUAUUCGUAUAAUCAUGCUGUCUUACCCUUACCCAUCUUCGACCAUGUUUCCAAAUCUUCGAUGUUUGGCUUGGAAUGUCGAUCAAACCCACCUCAUCAUCGAGUUCUUGCACAUGGCAUUUGUGCCUUCCUUGGUUUCCUUGGAUCUACGAAUUACCUCGAUUUCGCCCACCUUGAUGUCCAUCUUAUCCACUAUCGGGACCGCAUGUCCUAAUCUCACCUCCUUCCGACCUCAAGUAGACGACCCGACAUUGAACCGUGAGAUUGCGCCCUUCCUGACACAGGCGAUAUGUCAGCUCCAUCAUCUUUCCGCUUUGACCGUAUGCGGGCUAGAAGAUCUAGGGAUGGUACACGUUACACAGCUACAGUCUCUCAAGACACUUUGGCUUUACAUAGGGCCAUCUUUUCUCAGACGCACAGGGCUGCCACCGCAGUCACUUGGUCUGGAACAUCUAGAACUCUUGGGUCUUCAAGCUAUCAGACUCAACCAUAUGACAGACUUCUUACGUUCUCUUCGGACCGUCCGGAGCAAACAUAUUACGGCCGUCUUUUCCUCUGACGUAUUUGGACAGCAAUCCGAUUCUAUGUCCGAGUUCUGCGCCAUACUCCUAGAACGAUGCGACAACGACACUCUCGAGGGCAUAACACUCUGCGAACAAUUUUACAACACCUUCCACAAUGUAUACGUCCAACCAGGCGACUUUGGCCCUCUGCGCCUUCUUCGCAAUUUAACACAUUUCGAUGUCGAGGCAGCAUGUACCAUCUCAAUCUCCGAUGACGAACUAAGCGAGUUAGUAAAAGCAUGGCCGAAGCUCAAAAUAUUCAGACUCGGCUGUUAUCGCGACCCCGCUAGUACUGUGCUGCCUACCUUCCAUGGACUAGUCAAUGUGCUUCGGCUUUGCCCUGAAUUGGCAUCCCUCUCUCUUGUCAUCGAUACCACGCAGUUUGAUGGCAUAGACGUCAAAUCUCCCGGAAGUGGUAUCCGUAACAAUGGUCUGCAAGAGCUUGUCCUCGGUAACUCACUAAUUGGCUCUCCAUUGGACGUGGCUCUUGUCCUCAGCAGUCUCUUGCCCAACCUGCCGGAGGUGAACCUUUCCCCUUGGAUUGGUGGCCCAUUGGAUGCAUUGUUCGAUAAACCAUGGGCGAUGGAGCAAUGGAAGCUGGUCAAUCGCUUACUUGGUGGCUUUCGCAUUGUAAGGACGCGGUAUUUGGGGCGAUAA
Messenger RNA from Suillus subalutaceus, 1530 nucleotides. RefSeq lists its product as uncharacterized. The transcript is spliced from 2 exons. The record is from RefSeq and is a predicted model, not a curated record. NCBI's taxonomy places the organism in Eukaryota, Fungi, Basidiomycota, Agaricomycetes, Boletales, Suillaceae. Bases 1 to 1530 code for a protein of 509 amino acids.